AUGGCUACAUCUCAAAUCGAGGAGGGAGUAAAACGCAUUAUUCUCAUACCGGUCGACGACAGUGAUAAUAGUGAAUAUGCCUGGGAAUGGUAUCUUCAGUAUGAAAUGCAGAAGGGCGACAGUGUCAUUUUCAUGCAUGUCCUUCAGCCCAAAAUCACAGCCUCAGCUGAACGCCGCGGGAGCCUGACUCUGGAUGUGCCGAUCAACUUUGACAAGGACGUUGCCAAGGCCAUGGAUACCUGUGCCAGUGCUGCCAAGAAGAUCUCUGCGCACUUCACAAAAGCGGCAAAGGACGCCGACGUACCCAGCAAGGUCCUACUGGAGUCAGGCAGCUCUCCGGGUUCGGUGAUUGUGAAGGCUGCUCACGACCAUGCUGUACAACUGGUCAUCCUCGGCAGUCGAGGAGUUGGAACUAUGCGACGAACUUUCCUCGGUUCGGUCAGUGACUACGUGGUCCACCACAUCAAUGUCCCGGUCGUGGUUGUUCCGCCAGCAGAUUCAAAGUAA
This is a messenger RNA of Dibothriocephalus latus, 507 nucleotides long. NCBI's taxonomy places the organism in Eukaryota, Metazoa, Platyhelminthes, Cestoda, Diphyllobothriidea, Diphyllobothriidae. The record is from the annotation of a GenBank genome assembly.